AUGAACGACGAGGCGUGCGACGACGCGGGAACGUCGCUUCUGUCGCACGAGAGCGAGCCCGAGUGGGCGCAAGUGGCGGGGAUGGCGAGCGACCUCGUCGUCACCGUCGGCCAGCGCGCCUUCCACGCGCACCAGUACCCGCUGUACGCGUUAGUAGCCUUGCUUCGUUCCCACGAACACGGCAGCAGCAGUGGACGAGGGGAGGGCACCGGGCCCAUACAAGCGAAUCUCUCGUUCCUCCCUGGCGCCGCGCUCUCCUUCGUCCCCAUCGCCUGCCACGGCCGCCCCUGCCGCCUCUCGCCCCACUCCGUGCUGCUCGUGCGCUCUGCAGCCCAGCCAUGCGCUGCUGCUGCCGCAGCUAGCCUCGCAGCGCCGCCACCACUUCCUGCAGCACUGCCCGCACUUUCCGGACGUGCUCUCAUCGUAUGUCUGAAUCGCAGGGAUGAAGGGGCAGGAAGGAGAAGGGAGGGGUGGGGGUAUAACGCCCUAAUUGUUGCUCGUCUGUCCCUUGCACAUGCGUCCUCCUCAUCAUCUCCUCAUCUCCUUUCUCAUGUGGGUCAUCGACUCCCCUCCCACCGUCUCUUGCAUGCAUUCCCGCACAUCGCUUCCUCUCCUCUCUUGGCCCCACUCGCUGGCCCCCACCCACUCAAAUCUAAUCUAGUCAUCUCUUGUCCGACUCUCCCCUACUCCCCCUCUUCCUCUCUCCAUUAG
Messenger RNA from Closterium sp. Naga37s-1, 711 nucleotides. NCBI's taxonomy places the organism in Eukaryota, Viridiplantae, Streptophyta, Zygnematophyceae, Desmidiales, Closteriaceae. The record is from the annotation of a GenBank genome assembly.